AUGGCGAACUUAUAUGAUAAUAUAUCCGAUUUUUGGACAUCUGAUGAAGAGGAAAAGGAAGAGUCAGAGUUCAAUCAGAAAACCCUUGGAACAGUUAGACAUGACCCGGAUAACAAAAAAAGUGCGACCCAUCCCCUAGACUUCUCAUUGGCGUUCACUAACCCCCUCGAUUCUAUAGGAUGGGUACCUGUAAUGAGUCCUACAGAUUCCAAAUAUUCACCUUUCGAUGUCCUUGACCGUGAUGAUGGCGACCAAAUCUAUGAUAUCGACGUCGACCUAUUAGAAAAACAGCUUUUUGGCGAAUCUAUGGACUAUGAUGAGGACGAGCUAGAUUUAAAUGUAACCGCCAUAACACAGGAACUUGAUUCGUCAUGUAGGAUCGAUGCUGAAGUGCCUGAAGCAUCCUACCAUGACCAGGGGGCAUUUACUGAUCCAACCCUUUUGGCCGUACACCGUAAAGGCUCCGAAGAGAUACGUGAUAAACAGGUGAUUGUAAAGAUCCGUACGAUCGACUCUCCUGAAGAUGCAGCGGAACCUGAUAUGAUAGUACCUAAGCCAGAUGAAGAAAAAAGCUAUAUUAGAACUAAGUGGUCGGUUGUAGACGAUUCGUCGACACCCGAAUUAGAUGAUCUCAUUAUAGAAUAUCCAUUUGAACUUGAUGAGUUCCAGAAACGUGCAAUUUAUCAUUUACAUAACAUGAAGCAUGUAUUCGUAGCUGCCCAUACCUCCUCUGGUAAAACUGUAGUAGCAGAGUAUGCCGUGGCUCUCGCACUUAGCAGAGGUAAAAAGGCCGUAUACACAAGUCCCAUAAAGGCACUUAGCAACCAAAAAUUUAGAGAAUUUACAAAACGCUAUGGUAACGAAACAGUGGGAAUCAUCACAGGAGAUGUUUCUUGUAACCCUGACGCACCAUGCCUUAUCGUAACCACAGAGAUAUUGCGUAAUCUCCUUUACAGGGGUGACGCGAUCAUUGGCCAGCUCGGUGUGGUUAUAUUUGAUGAGGUUCACUACAUCAAUGACUUGCAACGUGGAGUAGUUUGGGAAGAAGUUUUCAUAAUGCUACCUAAGUCCAUACAAUUGGUUAUGUUAAGUGCUACGGUACCAAAUUAUACAGAAUUUGCGGAUUGGAUCGGUGCGAUCAUGGAACGAGAGGUUAUUACCAUCGUUACUAGCAAAAGACCAGUGCCGCUGGUUCAUUUUCUAUAUAUUUACGGUCGCAUUUUUUUGCUACUGGAUAACAAAGGAUUCAACAAAGAUGCAUACCACAAAAUGUACAAGUACUCCACUCUAACCAAAAGCAGUCAUAUUAAGCGUACAACGUUUAAAGGACAAGUUCAAAAGCUGCAGAGACUUAUUAGACACUUGGAAGCUACGCAAAAUUUACCUGUCGUCUUAUUCUGUUUCAAUAGAUCCAAGUGUGAAGCAUAUGCCAAGGAAAUGCCGAACCUCAACCUCAGUUACAGCCAAGUACAGAGGUCGAAGAUACACCUCUUCCUCAAAGAAACGCUUAGUGUAAUCAGCGAGAGUGAUCGUGACCUUAUACAGGUUAAAACCAUUAUCAAGCUGUUGUAUAGAGGUAUAGGUGUUCAUCACUCAGGUCUGCUUCCACUUAUGAAAGAGAUUGUGGAGAUAUUGUUCUCCCGAGGUCUUAUCAAAGUGCUUUUUGCAACAGAGACCUUUGCCAUGGGUGUCAAUAUGCCUGCCAGGUCUGUAAUAUUUACGUCAAUCCACAAGCAUGACGGCCAAAAAACACGACACCUUACCGCGUCGGAAUAUACCCAGAUGGCAGGUAGGGCGGGAAGGAGGGGCUUGGAUUCAUUUGGCAGCGUCUACAUAUUCUGUCCUGACGAACCUCCCGAUCUGCAGGAUCUCACAACCAUGAUGUUUGAGAAAUCUACAAGAUUAGAAAGCAGAUUCAGGAUUACCUACAAUAUGUUGUUGCAAGUACAUUCUCGGGAACAUAUGAACAUAACGGAGAUGAUGCUCAAGUCCUUCAAGGAAAAUGACAAAAUGAAAAACAUACCUAUAUUUAAAAGGGACGGAAUACGCAAGCGUCAGGAACUACUUACGUUACCCAAAGUAGACUGUAUAUACGGGGAGCCAAGUAUCGAGGAAUAUCACAAGCUGGACACAUGUUCCCGGCGCAUCGCACACAGUCUCCAUGAAAGUCUGUGGAACCAUCGUGAAAAUGCUCAAAUAUUUAAAGCAGGACGUGUAUUAAUGGUACAUUCAGUUGGAUUUUGUAACACCAGCUGUUAUGCGUGUAUCAUUUCAUCAUCCAAGAGCAAAAAAUUGGAUCUAAAAGUACUAUUACUGCUUCCCGAUCUUUAUGACGAGAGUAUGGCACCAGGAGUUAUACACACGACUAUCAGCGCCCACAACCAUGCGGAAAUACGUUUUGCCAUAUGUGAAGCUAUAGACGUCUCGAACGUCUCCUUCAUAUAUAACAAUGUUGUCAACAUGAAGAACGCACAACCCAUUGUUGGAGCCGCCAAGGACCUUAGUAUAGCACUUCUGACAUCUGUCGCUUCUGAUUUACACCAAUUGGUGUAUACUGGGAAGGUUGAGCUGCUGGUUUUUAACAAGCAACUUAAGCAGACGUCGCUGCAAUUUUAUGGCGUUGUGCUCAAACAGCGUGAUAUAUACCACGAAAUGGCACGAAACCAGUGCACAAAAUGUCAUUUGAGGGACAAACACUAUUCGGUGCAAUCACGAGUUGAAUCAUGCAGGCGUGAAAUUGAGCUUAUAAGCGAGCAUCUAAAGGAGGAGUCUUUGCACGCUUACGACGAGAUGGUAGCCAAGGUGGAGGUGCUAAAGCAACUUGAUUUCCUUGACGAGCACGGGAAACCUACCGUAAAAGGUAGGAUUGCAACUUACCUCACCACUGGUGACGAAAUCACGCUGACGGAGGCCAUCACGCAAAACGUGCUCAGCGGGUUAGAGCCUGCGGAAUGCGCGGCCAUCCUCUCAGCAUUUGUAUACAACGACCGCGCACCAGAAAAGGAAGUACCUGCACCGACCCAUGCUAUUCAAAGGGCCCGAGAUAUGGUUCUCGAUCUGCAUAACAAGAUAGACGUUGUGCAGAGGGCCCUGAAUGUCAACGUCUCGCGCGAGGAGCACACCGCGCUAUGCAAUUUCUCACUAUCGUAUGUGAUUUAUCAAUGGGCUACUGGUGUUCCUUUCAGUGAGAUCAUGCAGUUUACGGAAUUACAGGAAGGUCACAUCGUCAGGGCUAUUACUCGUCUAGAUGAACUGUGUCGCAAAAUCGGUCAAGUAGCGCAUAUCAACGGAGAUGAGACACUCCAGACUACAAUAGAGAAAGUGUCAAACUCUAUCAAGCGUGGCAUUGUCUUUAUGCCGUCUCUCUAUCUAUCAUGA
Molecule: messenger RNA, 3378 nt
Organism: Babesia sp. Xinjiang
Lineage: Eukaryota; Apicomplexa; Aconoidasida; Piroplasmida; Babesiidae
Product: Helicase SKI2W
Exons: 1
Coding region: 1-3378 (1125 amino acids)
Biological process (GO): nuclear-transcribed mRNA catabolic process, 3'-5' exonucleolytic nonsense-mediated decay
Cellular component (GO): Ski complex
Molecular function (GO): RNA helicase activity; ATP binding; RNA binding
Source: RefSeq, a predicted model, not a curated record